AUGAGCACCAAAAAGGGCAGAGGAGCCAAAGUGCUCCCAGAGGCACCAACAGAGGGAAAAAUGGAUUCUCCCAAUCUGUCCGCCAUAGAUAAAGUCAGCUUCAUGGCGGGUCUGCAGAUGACACACGGUAAUCCUCUUCACAGUACUGCUGUGGAAGAAGAUUUGAACGUGUCUGAUGAGGAGCAGAUAGUUAAAGGAACAGAAAGAGGAGGGAACAGGCCUAACACCCUUAAGGCUGUUGGCAAACAGUGGGGAGUGACUGUGAAUAGGAAAAGCACAAAAGAAGGUGAAAAGAAAGAAGUGGCGAGGAAAAAGACUACUACGCAGAAUGCUAAAACCAGGACAGAGAGGACGACUAAGAGGCGAGCAGAUAUAGAGGAGGAUAAGAAAAGCUCAGAACAAAAAAACACCUCCCAUAGGAGAGGUAAUCUUGUCCUGACAGCUUAUCAACAUUUGGCUCGGAAGAAGCCCGCCAGGAAGAGUAGUGCGGGACAGGUGUCUGCAGAAAGACCUGUAAAACGUAGGCAGGCGGAGAAAGGCAAAAGGACAGAGAAGGAAUCAGACACUGGAAGGAGCGCUGGUGGUCAGUCAGAGGAGGAAAGUGACUCUGGAACAGAUCAGCAGAGGCGCAGCAGAUUCCUGUGCUCUGAUAAGGAGACCGAUGAAGACACCAGCUGGAACCCAAGUCCAAAGAAGGCCAAGAUGCCAAGAUUUGGCAGGACUCCAAAGUAUUUGUCUGAUGGGUCCAAAUCUAGAAAGUCCUCAUCAGGCAGUGCUUCCGGGGAACCUAAAAAAGCUGAUGCUGCUAAAGACAGAGGACGGUAUGGUGGUCGAGGAGGGACAGAGUUGGAGGUGGUGUUGGAUGCCUUUCUUGAUUUCUGUAACCAGUACAGGGAGUCUGUGGAGUCCCCAUUUCUCAAACAGUCCAUUGAUUGUUUCUCGAAUAAUGUCAAAGACCAACUCUUGGAAAAGAUCUCUUCUUAUAAGGAUACAAGGGUUCUGAAAAGAGAAAAUGCCAAGGUGGGUUCCUCAAUCAGCACAAAGACACAGAAACUGUUAAAUGCCAAGCAUGAGUUCAUGAGGGCAGAGAGGGAGGCGUGGCUGCUGCAGAAGGAGAAAGCCGACCUUGAGAACAGAUUAGCUGAUCUGAGAAGAGGCCAGGCCUUCCUCUGUGACAUCAGAGAGCUCAGCAUCAAAUACUUGGACCACCGGCGCAAGAACACCACUGAGAAAGAGAUGUAUGGGGCGUCCAGCUUACCAGCUCUGCUGAUGGAGACAAUGCUUCAGCAGAGAAGGACCAAUGACCAAUGA
Menidia menidia (Atlantic silverside) is the source of this 1311-nucleotide messenger RNA. The record is from the annotation of a GenBank genome assembly. NCBI's taxonomy places the organism in Eukaryota, Metazoa, Chordata, Actinopteri, Atheriniformes, Atherinopsidae.